AUGUCAAUCAAAGCAAUUGCCUCUACGAAGGUCGUAAUUGACCACGAAAUAAUCCCUGCUACAAUUUUGUAUUCGACUGAGACUGGAAAAAUAGUUGAAAUAUUCAAAUAUGAUAGGAUUUCCUGUUUAGGAGAUAGUAAGUUAGUCGCUUAUGAUGUGUGCGACUGUAUCGAUGUUUCACCAAAUAUCAUACUUCCAGGCCUAGUUGAUUCUCAUGUGCAUUUAAAUGACCCCGGUAGAGCUGAAUGGGAAGGGUUCGAAUCUGGUACUAAAUCCGCCAUUAGUGGAGGUGUGACUACUGUUAUAGAUAUGCCCCUUAAUGCAACGCCACCUACGACGAAUCUAAAGAAUCUGAACACAAAAAUUGUUGCCAGUAAAGGAAACAUCUGGUGUGAUGUCGGACUAUGGGGUGGACUAGUUCCAGAUAAUCUUCAGGACCUUGUACCUAUGGUGAAGCAAGGUGUACGAGGUUUUAAAGGAUUUCUUUGUCAUUCUGGUAUCGACGAAUACAAAAACAUAGAUGAAAAUUAUAUAAGGACGGCAAUUGAGCUUUUAAAACCUUUUAAUACGAAAAUGUUAUUUCAUGCAGAAAUGGUAUCACAAGAUCAUUUAGAAAAAGAAUUAUUGGAUGAUAUGCGUAAAUAUGACACGUUUUUGAAAUCUAGACCAGAUGAAUUCGAGACUAAUGGAAUAAAAUUGAUUAUAGAUUGUUUGACUGGAGUUACGAAUACACAUCCAAAAUUUGGGGCUCACAUUGUUCAUUUGGCAUCAGAUAAGCCUUUACCGCUUAUUGUCGAUGCACAAAUCAAAAAUUUACCGUUGACUGUGGAGACAUGUUUUCAUUACCUAACAUUGAAUUCAGAAGAUAUACCAGAUUCUUGUACACAGUAUAAAUGCUGCCCACCUAUACGUUCCAAUGAAAAUCGGCUUUCAUUAUGGAAAGCUCUAAGACAGGGUGUAAUAACGUCGGUCGUUAGUGAUCAUUCUCCAUGUAUACCUGAAUUGAAAAGCCUCAACUCUGGAGAUUUCUUGAAUGCUUGGGGUGGCAUUUCUUCAGUUGGUUUGAAUUUACCACUUCUAUGGACGAGCGGUUCAAAACUUGAUAAACCUAUUAGUAUAAUAGAUGUUGUCAAGUGGUGUUGCGAAAAUACAGCCAAACAUGCAGGAAUAAAUCAUAUUAAAGGUUAUAUCAACGUUGGCCACGAUGCAGAUUUUGCGAUAUUUGACCCAAAUCAGAGUUACACAUUUGAAGAUGAGAAAUCUCACUUUAAGAAUAAAUUAACGCCAUAUAACAAAAUGGAAUUAAGAGGAAAUGUGAAAUCAACAAUUCUUAGAGGGAAAACUGUAUUUUCGAAUGGUAUAUUUGAAGUGACUUCAGCACCAGGGAAACUUCUUCUAGCCGUAUAG
This is a messenger RNA of Maudiozyma saulgeensis, 1407 nucleotides long. Lineage: Eukaryota; Fungi; Ascomycota; Saccharomycetes; Saccharomycetales; Saccharomycetaceae. The record is from the annotation of a GenBank genome assembly.